AUGCCCAUCACUCGCCACCAGCUCAUUAAGAAUUCUCGACAGCUUCGCUCCGGCCGCUUCACCGCCAGGGACAUAAGCAAAGCAUCGCAAUUAUGGCGUGUUUGCAAAUCGUCUUCAUUGUCAUCGCCAACGUCGAAACGAUCUGAGAACGCGAGUCCGUCUGGUCGGACUCGACAAAGCAACCCGCAUGAUCGGGUUUCCGGUAACCACGCCCGAGGAUGGGUAGCCCCCACGAGUGUUUUGCCAGAGCAUGGAGACGUCAGUGACGGCAUUAAUGAAGCAGAGGAAGGAAACGACGGACAUCGCGGCCCUGGCUUAUCUCGGUGUGGCUCAAAUCCGCUGGCCCCAGACCUCUCAAUGUUGUUGCCAUCGACGCUUCACCCAUCCAACACGGAUGCGGAAGAAGACAGCCCGAGUUCCACAAUCCAUGGACAAGAAAUUCAGGGUGAGGCUCUCUACGUCGAAGGGGAGAGUUCCCUUCCUCAUCUCGAGGAUGUGGGACUUCCUCGGGAUGGGGUCUGGGACCACGACGCGGCCUACGACUGCAGGUUUUGUUUCGACCACGGCGAAACCGAGUACCUUCUUGGGACGGCGGAUCGGUGGAUGCCUUCUAGCGACUUUGACGUCCCGGAAGCCGAAGCCGCAUUGGAGGCUAUGCUUAAAAAGCAUAAGGACGAUCCUUCCGAGUUCCAACCGCAUUCACGACGUUGUCAAGCAGAAUGCUGGGGCAUUCUAUACUCACAUAUAUAUAGCGUCCUCGAUAAACGGGAAGACAGUGAUAGAGUCUUAUACCUGGUACGGUGGAAAGCUUGCUGGACUCCGGAGAGUCAUAUUGUCGAGAAAGAUUGGAUUGCGGCAUCACUGGAGGCGAACAAGAAUUGGCAUUGCCGACGGAGCACACGGUUAAGGGGUUCAUUUAAUGACAGGAAGAAGAAGUAA
Messenger RNA from Exophiala oligosperma, 939 nucleotides. RefSeq lists its product as uncharacterized. The transcript is spliced from 2 exons. Lineage: Eukaryota; Fungi; Ascomycota; Eurotiomycetes; Chaetothyriales; Herpotrichiellaceae. The coding region runs from base 1 to 939 and encodes 312 amino acids. The record is from RefSeq and is a predicted model, not a curated record.